Macadamia integrifolia is the source of this 1143-nucleotide messenger RNA. Its product is annotated as NAD(P)H:quinone oxidoreductase-like. The record is from RefSeq and is a predicted model, not a curated record. The transcript has 3 exons. Lineage: Eukaryota; Viridiplantae; Streptophyta; Magnoliopsida; Proteales; Proteaceae. Gene Ontology annotation, cellular component: cytosol. The coding region runs from base 124 to 696 and encodes 190 amino acids. Gene Ontology annotation, molecular function: oxidoreductase activity; FMN binding.
UCUAUUGAGCUCCCCCAUAAAUGUGCUUCCCGCUUCCCAACUUCAUAUCACAGAGAGCAAGUGAGUAGCAAAGCAAAGGAGAGAAGCCGAGAGAGAGAGAGAGAGAGAGAGAGAGAAGAAGCCAUGGUUCUCAAAGUUGCAGCUCUUUGCGGUUCUCUCAGGAAGGGCUCCUACCACCUUGGCCUUGUCAGAGCUGCCCAACAAAUAUGCCAGGAUUCCAUCAAGGGAAUGGAAAUUGAUCUUUUGGAGAUUGGACAUCUUCCUUUCAUCAAUUCUGAUCUUGAGGUCAAUGGGGCUUGCCCUCCGGUGGUUGAGGAUUUUCGUCAAAAAAUUCUUGCCGCCAAUAGCAUUCUCUUUGCCUCACCGGAGUACAACUACUCGAUUACUCCUCCAUUGAAGAAUGCAGUUGACUGGGGAUCUAGACCUGCCAAUGUUUGGGCUGGUAAGGCAGCUGCCAUUAUAAGCACAGGAGGGGGUUUCGGCGGUGGAAGAUCACAUUACCAUUUGCGCCAAGUUGGGGUUUAUGUUGAUCUUCACUUCAUUAACAAGCCAGAAUUUUUUGUCCCUGCAUUUAACCCACCACCAAAGUUUGACAGCGAAGGAGACUUAAUCGACCCAAUGAGCAAGGAGAUCCUACAGCAGAUGCUUGUAUCAUUGCAGGGAUUUACUUUGAAGCUUAGUGGUAAGGCUCAGUAAAUCUUUGCAACUCCGAAUCUCACUGAGUACAGAUGCUGUUUGCGUCCUUUCUGCAGUGGCACCAUAGGUGCCUGUUCACAAAUGUUUGUUUUUUAGAAAUUUAUGUUUGGCAGCGGCUGAUUCCAAACUGGCAUGGAAUGGUUGGGGUUGAAAAAAAGGAAACUAAAUUACUCUUUCAUAAGAUUGGAGAUUAAAUUUAUACUUGGAUUUUUCCCAAACGAAUCAUGUCCUCAAUUUAUUCUCAUCAUACUUUUGCUAGAUCAUGUGGUAAUGUAAGCUUUCCAGUUUCUACAGAAAUUAAUGGGAUUCAGUGAAAAUAGUAUUACUUUGCCAAAUGCAAGAGGGCCCAUGAUUGAACAGUGUGAAUUAAUUUAGUGGUGCCUCAAAAUAUGUUAUUGUGAAAAUAUCAAUAUAUCAAAACCUUCAAACUCGGCCUUGUUUUGCUUU